Molecule: messenger RNA, 669 nt
Organism: Haliotis rubra (blacklip abalone)
Lineage: Eukaryota; Metazoa; Mollusca; Gastropoda; Lepetellida; Haliotidae
Product: pre-mRNA-splicing factor cwc25-like
Exons: 1
Coding region: 1-669 (222 amino acids)
Source: RefSeq, a predicted model, not a curated record
AUGGUCAAGAAUCAGACCACACGGACGGAACAUGAUCGCCGGUACGACCAGUGGAUCGCCGAAGAUGAACCGAACCGAAGACGUCAAGACAACUGUGGACAAGGAAGACCAGGACUGCGGACCACGACCCAGGACAGGACCACAGACCACGGCACAAGGAAAGGAACAUGGCACAGGGACGGCCACAAGACCAGGAACGCCGGAAGGAUGGAAAGACCAAGGACAAACAAGAUGGAACGAAUCAAUGGAAGACAACACAAGAUGGAAUCACACAAGACACACCAGGCAGUGAAGAUGGAAGACCACACACAAGACAGCACAGACCCCAGGACACAGACAGACGACCCCAGGAGGACCGACCCAGGCCAAGACCAGGUAGACGGCCAGGAAGGAAGAACAGUGGAGGACCGCCCAGGACAAAUACGGAGGAACAGGACAACACAAGGAAAAGGACAGGCAUGUGGCAGGACCCCAGCACAAGGACCACGGAAAGGCACAAGGACCCAGGACCACACAAGGACCCAGGACAGGAAAGACCAGGACAAAAGACACAGUGGACCCAGACAAAAAGAUGGAAAAAAGGACAGUGGCUGGACCCAGUGGCCAAGACCAGGGUGGACGGCAUGGAAGGAAAAGGAUCACAGGACCAUGGACACAGAAGUAGUGUAG